Messenger RNA from Procambarus clarkii (red swamp crayfish), 1875 nucleotides. Lineage: Eukaryota; Metazoa; Arthropoda; Malacostraca; Decapoda; Cambaridae. The record is from RefSeq and is a predicted model, not a curated record.
AUGGUCCUGGAGAAGGAUGUACAACGUGGGGGAUCUGUGCCGGUGUUCAGACCCGUGGAUGUUGUUCUGGACGUGUCUCCCAUGGUAACGCCCCUUAUGGCGCCUUCUCCCAUGGUGCCGCCCCUUAUGGCGCCUUCUCCCAUGGUGCUGCCCCUUAUGGCGCCUUCUCCCAUGGUGCCGCCCCUUAUGGCGCCUUCUCCCAUGGUGCUGCCCCUUAUGGCGCCUUCUCCCAUGGUGCCGCUCCUUAUGGCGCCUUCUCCCAUGGUGCUGCCCCUUAUGGCGCCUUCUCCCAUGGUGCCGCCCCUUAUGGCGCCUUCUCCCAUGGUGCUGCCCCUUAUGGCGCCUUCUCCCAUGGUGCUGCCCCUUAUGGCGCCUUCUCCCAUGGUGCUGCCCCUUAUGGCGCCUUCUCCCAUGGUGCUGCCCCUUAUGGCGCCUUCUCCCAUGGUGCUGCCCCUUAUGGCGCCUUCUCCCAUGGUGCUGCCCCUUAUGGCGAAUUCUCCCAUGGUGCUGCCCCUUAUGGCGCCUUCUCCCAUGGUGCUGCCCCUUAUGGCGCCUUCUCCCAUGGUGCUGCCCCUUAUGGCGCCAUCUCCCAUGGUGCUGCCCCUUAUGGCGCCUUCUCCCAUGGUGCUGCCCCUUAUGGCGCCUUCUCCCAUGGUGCUGCCCCUUAUGGCGCCUUCUCCCAUGGUGCUGCCCCUUAUGGCGCCAUCUCCAAUGGUGCUGCCCCCAGUGUUGCCACCCCUUUCCUGUAAGAGCCUCCCCGCCCACAGCAAGAGCCUCCCCGCCCCACAACAAGGGCCUCCUCGCCCACAGCAAGAGCCUCCCCGCCCCCAGCAAGGGCCUCCUCGCCCCACAGCAAGAGCCUCCCCGCCCACAGCAAGCCUCCCCGCCCACAGCAAGGGCCUCCUCGCCCACAGCAAGAGCCUCCCCGCCCACAACAAGGGCCUCCUCCCGCCCACAGCAAGAGCCUCCCCGCCCACAGCAGGCCUCCUCGCCCACAGCAAGAGCCUCCCCGCCCACAGCAAGAGCCUCCUCGCCCACAGCAAGAGCCUCCCCGCCCACAGCAAGAGCCUCCUCGCCCACAGCAAGAGCCUCCCAGCCCACAGCAAGAGCCUCCUCGCCCCCAGCCUCCCAGGAGCCUCCCCCCCACAGCAAGAGCCUCCUCGCCCACAGCACGAGCCUCCCCGCCCACAGCAGAGCCUCCCCGCCCACAGCAAGGACUUACUCCCCGCCCCGCCCACAGCAAGAGCCUCCCCGCCCACAGCAAGAGCCUUCCCGCCCACAGCAAGAGCCUCCCCGCCCACAGCAAGAGCCUCCCCGCCCACAGCAAGAGCCUCCCCGCCCACAGCAAGAGCCUCCCCGCCCACAGCAAGAGCCUCCUCGCCCACAGCAAGAGCCUCCCCGCCCACAGUAAGAGCCUCCCCGCCCACAGCAAGAGCCUCCCCGCCCACAGCAAGAGCCUCCCCGCCCACAGCAAGAGCCUCCCCGCCCACAGCAAGAGCCUCCCCGCCCACAGUAAGGAGCCUCCCCGCCCACAGCAAGAGCCUCCCCGCCCACAGCAAGAGCCUCCCCGCCACACAGGGCCUCCCCGCCCACAGUAGAGCCUCCCCGCCCACAGCAAGGGCCUCCCCGCCCACAGUAAGAGCCUCCCCGCCCACAGCAAGGGCCUCCCCGCCCACAGUAAGGGCCUCCCCGCCCACAGUAAGAGCCUCCCCGCCCACAGCAAGGGCCUCCCCGCCCACAGCAAGAGCCUCCCCCGCCCACAGCAAGAGCCUCCCCGCCCACAGCAAGAGCCUCCCCGCCCACAGCAAGAGCCUCCCCGCCCACAGCAAGAGCAUCAAGACAAGAGAGUUCUUCAACAAACAGCUGGACAAAUAA